AUAUAUUCAAUAUUAGUAUAAAAUGAACACUAUAUAGCCACCUCAACCAUAGAUUUAAUAAAACUAACCAUAACAACAAUAAAUACCAUAAUAUCCAAAUUAUCCACCUCCAGAAAAUUAAGUUAGAUAUGAUCCUAGGACAGCAGCUACAUUUUUGAAUCCAAAAUCAAUUUAGAAAAAAGCUAAAUUUUGUCCAAUUUGUGAUUUUCCUGCAAGUGUGAGAGUAGUAAUAAAUCCUUGCAGACAUUUUAUGUGUUAUGAAUGUUAUUAUAUUGAUGGAUAAACAUUUUGCAAAUUUUGCAAUGAUAUUGUAGGUUCUGUAAAAAGAUUAGACGAUACAGAGAAAUUUUAUUCUUGCGAUUUGGAUACAUGUUUUAAGUAAAAUUAUAUAUUGAUCAAUUCAAGGUAUUUUGAAUCUGAAUAAUAAUUGGAAGAACAUAACUCACAACAUACUAUAAUAUUAGGUUGA
Paramecium sonneborni is the source of this 469-nucleotide messenger RNA. Lineage: Eukaryota; Ciliophora; Oligohymenophorea; Peniculida; Parameciidae. The record is from the annotation of a GenBank genome assembly.